GGGCGGACCGCUCCGGUGAACCCGUCGGCGAGCGGGCACGAUGCCGAGAAGUCAAUCUCGGGUGUUUGAGGAUAGGGGGGAGGACGAGAAUCGGAAGGUGCAGAAGAAGUGCUGCGUGUACAAGUACAUCCGCGUGGGACAGACUCUCGGCGAGAGAUUCCGCGGCAAUCGCAUGUUGAAGUGCGUUUUUUGCGGCCACGAGUUCCAGGGCAACCAGUUCGUGGCGGCGCGCCAUUUCCGCCAGGGCAAGGGAUGUCCGGAAGUGACAGACGAGGCACUUCUCGACAUCCACUAUAACAGUGAGUACAAGAUGUCCGACAAGUUCCUAGAGCGGAUACAGCGAUUUGAGGAGCUUCACGGUGCGGCGCCUGGGAUGGAUCCGCGACGGGACGAGGGGGGGGAGGGAGAGAUGAGGGACGCGGGGGAGCAGAUCGACGUGGACAACGACGUCGAGGAGGUUGCACGGGCGGGGUCGUCAGGGAGGGAGCGAGGGAAGGGCAUUGUCAGUGAACCGGGGGGGCAGCAGGGCCAGUACUUUGCGUCGGCGCACGUGCCGGCUCGUACACGGGCAGGUGAGGAUACGGCUGAGGCGGGUGUGUCUGCGGGGAAGAGGAAGGAGAGAGAGGAGGGGGACAGACCGACGGCAGCAGCCGCAGCACAGAAGAGGAUGAGACCAAACACGAUCACGGAGUCAUUCACGUCAAAGUGCCAGAUGGAGUUCAAGAAGAAGUGGUUGCGGUUUGUGUACAGUCAGCGCCUGGCAUUCAACGUCUUCCGGAGUGAGCCAUGGUUGGACGUCGUCCGACACUUCAGGGACUUGCCGGGGCCAGUGAAGGUGUUGUGGCCUUCAGAGAAUGAGAUCGCGGACAUAGAGACCAUUGUCCACACGGCGGACGAUGUGGGAGCUGAUCUCGCGGAGGUCAGGGCUCCUUUCUAUGUCACGGGGGCCACCAUCAUGUCAGACAGAAGGAAGUCACGCGAUGCUAGACCCAUCGUGAACUUCCUUGCCGGCGGGUCGCGUGGGGUGAUGCUCGUCCGGACGAUGAACAGGGAGGGUGAGCGGGAUCGGGCGCCUGAUGUAUUGGCACGCUGGAUCAAGGUGUUCGAUGAUUUCUCCCCUAAGUGGGUGAACGCCAUCUGCACCGACUCCGCCUCGGCGUACGUUGUCGCGACGAACAUGCUCCAGGGGCCCCAGCAGAGGCCGGAACAUCGACAGAUCACGUGGCUCCCAUGCGCAGUGCAUGUCUGCAACAAGAUGUUGUCAGACAUUGGCUGUUCGGGCCCGUGGUCCAAGGACAUCAUCGUGAGGGGGAGAGCGAUGGUGCGCUUCAUUGAGGAGCACGGCGCCGCUCUCCAUAUCUUCCAGGGGGAGAGCACUCAGAUGGGCCUCAUCUAUCCUUGCGAGACACGUUUCGCAUCCGUGUUCGCGAUGGUGGAGCGUUUGCUGGCAGUGAGGUCAGCUUUGGAGAGGACGGUGGAUGGCGAUACUUGGCGUAUGGUCCCUUGGGACCAUUCCGUUUGUCAGUUGGCUAGGUGGGUCAGGUGGCAGGUGCGACAUGGCAGUUGGUGGGAUUCCAUGGGCAUCUUGUUCCGUAUCAUGGAGCCUGUGUAUGACCUGCUGCGCAGGUUGGACCGCGGAGGGCUGCACAUGUCGCGAGUGGUUGAGUGGACACAGGAUCUGGCACGCCAGGUAGCAAAGGAGGUUUGUGCACUUCCGACAGAUCUUGCACACUAUUGUGCAGAGGGUGCAGGCUCGAUGCGCUCACAUGCUGGAGCCGGCGCACGCCGCUGCUCACCUUCUCUGUCCCAGCCGGCGGGACUUGCGUACUUCGAGGGUGUGGUCAGCGACUACAACGCGAGCUUGGUGAGGGAGGCGGCGACUUACAUCUUGUCGCAGACAGGGUUCAGUGUGGCGAAGCCGCGACUACGAGACCGCAUGUGCACACUUGCGCGACUUCCACACACGGAGGGGACGAUUGCUUGGGGGGGGAGAGAUGGAGAUAGAGAUGCACAAAGGUGCAGGGGCGAUGCGAAGACGUACGAGUCCGGGUGUUGGUGGUCGCGGUACGGGCAGUGCGCCCCGCAGUUGCAGGUUAUCGCUCUUCGUGUGAUGUACAUGUGGGCGUGCUCCUCUCCUGCGGAGAGGAAUUGGGCCGUCCAUGAGGGUGUACAGACGAAGAAGCAUAACCGGCUUGAGUUCGAGAAGGUCGCGAAGUUGGUUGAGAUCUCAGCCAACGUCCGCCUUCUCUCUCAUCAGCGGGCAGGCCGCGGGUUCGCGCUGCCGUGGACUCUAGAUGAGUCGUUGUUGGAUGUGGAGGGAGGUAUCGGGAUUCGUCCCUCGUGGAAGGGGACGGACGAGAGCAGGACGCGGGAGGAGGUUGAGGAUUAGAGACGUUCAUGGCAGCGAGA
Molecule: messenger RNA, 2409 nt
Organism: Chara braunii
Lineage: Eukaryota; Viridiplantae; Streptophyta; Charophyceae; Charales; Characeae
Source: the annotation of a GenBank genome assembly